Molecule: messenger RNA, 936 nt
Organism: Mus musculus (house mouse)
Lineage: Eukaryota; Metazoa; Chordata; Mammalia; Rodentia; Muridae
Gene: Or2y13
Product: olfactory receptor family 2 subfamily Y member 14
Exons: 1
Coding region: 1-936 (311 amino acids)
Biological process (GO): signal transduction; G protein-coupled receptor signaling pathway
Cellular component (GO): plasma membrane; membrane
Molecular function (GO): G protein-coupled receptor activity; olfactory receptor activity
Source: RefSeq, marked provisional
AUGAGCAGCUUCAACACCACCUUAAAAGGUGGCUUCAUUUUGAUGGGCUUCUCAGACUGGCCUCAACUGGAACAUAUCUUUUUUGUCUUCAUUUCAAUGUUCUAUAUCCUAACCAUCUUUGGAAACUUCACCAUCAUCACAAUCUCACGAAUGGAUCAGCGACUACAAACACCAAUGUACUUCUUCCUUAACAACCUCUCUUUCCUGGACCUCUGCUACACCACCAGCAUUGUACCUCAGCUUCUUGUCAAUAUUUCUGGAAUUGACAAGACCAUGAGCUAUGCUGGGUGUAUGACCCAGUUCUUCAUAGUGCUCUUACUGGGUGGAACUGAGUGUAUGCUCCUUGUGGUGAUGGCUUUCGACCGCUAUGUCGCUGUGUGUCAUCCACUACACUACACCAGCAUUAUGCACCCCCUUCUCUGCCAUGCAUUGGCCAUCUCCUCCUGGGUGGGAGGCCUUGUGAACUCUCUGACUCAGACAAGCCUCAUCAUGACCAUACCUCUCUGUGGCCAUCACCUGAACCACUUCUUCUGUGAGAUGCUUGUUCUCCUGAAGCUGGCUUGUGAGGACACAGGAGGAACAGAGGCCAACUUGUUUGUGGCUGGAGCUGUAAUUUUGGUCUGUCCUGUAGCACUAAUUCUAGGCACCUAUGCACACAUUGCUCAUGCAGUGUUGAAGAUCAAGUCAAGAUCUGGGCGCAGAAAGGCCCUGGGGACUUGUGGGUCCCACCUUACUGUGGUUUUUCUUUUUUAUGGCUCAGCCAUGUACACCUAUCUCCAACCUGUCCAUGUGUAUUCCGGGAGUGAAGGGAAGUUUGCUGCCCUCUUUUAUACUAUCAUUACUCCAAUGCUGAACCCUCUGAUUUAUACCCUAAGAAACAAGGAUGUGAAGGGGGCUCUAUGCAAGGUACUAGGGAGAGAUACAAGCACAACAUAG